GUGUUUAACUAAAUAAUGAAAUAUGAUACAAUUAUAUUCAAUUUUGUUAAGGUUAUGUCAAAUACAACUGCAUGCAAUGAUGUUCAUAAAGAGAAGAGAACAAAAGAGUUUACUAAGAUGUCACCAGCAAGACUGAAAAGGAUGCAGCUCAUAAAAGAAAAACAGAACAUCUCUGAAAACACUCAUGUGCAAGUAAAAGCCAACCAAAAGUCUUACCAGAAUCUGAAACAACAAAAACUAGAACAAAUUUCUCUAAGUUCACCUCACAAUAAAGACUCUAAUCAAACGUCCAAAAUAAACGAAACUCAUGUUCAUAGGGGCGAAAAAAGUGAUAUAAAAAAUAACCAGCCUACUACAAGUGCAACCUCUAAAGAAGCAAGUACAACUUACACACAGAAACAGAUCAAAAAGUUAAAGAAGGCAAUAAAAAGCUUUUUCACUGACCUGGAUGCAAAUCAGUUUAAUGUGGAAGAAUUAACUGUAAAAGAACUGCGGCAAAAUUUUGAAUUUGGAAAUGGGAUCACGCUAAAUAAAGAUGGGCGGAAAUAUUUUACUGAUGUUGGUGCAAAGUAUCUCUCUUUCUUGUUGCAAAAUGAACAAAAGAAUGAAGGAAACAAUAUGCAGGAAAAUCGUGACCACAAUAGAAAUAAAAGAAAAUCAUCUGAAGCGUCUACAUCCCACAGUGGAAGUUACGAAUCUCCUGCUAAGGUGAAACGUGUAGGACAAACCUCAUCUAAUAUACACAAUGUACAAUGCCCCAUCUGUCUAUCCAUGUUUUCUGGUUCUGAGAUAGAGAACCAUGCCGCACUUUGUGGGAGUGUUGACACGAAUGACAUCCAAGUACUUGCACAUACAACCCCCACAAGCAACACAGUUGUUGAUUGUUCAGACAACUCGAGUUUAAGUAAACAAGAACAAGAGAAUUGGAUCAAAUAUAGCCAAAAACCCAAACCCUAUCAGAAAAGAUUAAACUGUUCAGAAUAUGAAAACACUCUCCUUGCCCGGUGCCCAACAUGUGGACAAAAGUACAAGGCUUCUGAGAUUGAAAUACACAGUGAUGAAUGUGCAGAGAAAGUAUUCAGCGGCUACACACGUAUGGGGCUUCAUCUUGUAAAAACUAAGAAGGAAGGAAAAAAACCGAAGACUGCACAACUUUUAACUGGUCCCAUAAUGAUAGAUUAAGUCUCCAUGCUGUACCCCAUUUUUAGUAUAUGACUUUUUUAUUUUUUGAUAAUAUCACUUUGUUUAAAUUCAUUAAUGCAUUAAAAGUGUAAUGAAUUAUGCGAGUUACAGCAAUACAUGGGCCAAUGAAU
Molecule: messenger RNA, 1313 nt
Organism: Ciona intestinalis (vase tunicate)
Lineage: Eukaryota; Metazoa; Chordata; Ascidiacea; Phlebobranchia; Cionidae
Source: RefSeq, a predicted model, not a curated record